AACCCGGAGACCAACGAUCAACGAACCGACUAGCCGGCCACACGAUGAUGAUUAGUGAACGCCACAAGAGCCGCGAUUUGGUUACGAUACUUGGCCUGCUGCUCCACCUCCUCCUGCUGCAGCUCCUCCUGUUCCACGGAGCCUCCGCCUCCGGCCAUGUGAUCGAGGUCUUGGCUCAAUCAACAACCGCAUCGGAGUCGCAGACUUUGGAGACGAAGACGAAUGGCAGUCAGGAUGAGGCUGGUCUAACGCCCGGUGCGACAACAGCUCAACGGCUGGAUCCGAACAACAACAACGAGUGGCGACCCCUGGGACACGGGGAUCCGCUGCAAAAGGACCCCACCUACGACUACAGUCCGCCGGCCCUGGAUCGCGUUCGCUAUUGGGCGGAGAACAACAGCACGGGCCAGAGUAAUCCGGAGGCCAGGAAGAAGGAGCUGCCGCCGGAGGUGCUGCGCAACAAGACCAAGAGCGAGGUGUUGCUCCUCGGAGUGGCCAGUGAACGGGUUAGGGUGCCCCACUCCCAUUCCUAUCCGCCAGUUCAUCAUCACCAACAGCAGCAGCAGCAACAGGCGAAAUAUGCGGCCAUCCGGAGGAGCUACUAUGCUCCCACCCAGCAUAUUCAGCACGGCCCACAAAUGCAGCAGCACAUGCCGCACACCCACCUCAUGCCACCGCCCAUGAUGAUGAUGAAAUCGAGUGGUGCGCCCCAGUCGCCGCCCCACCUGGAGUACAGACAUAGUAUGAUGGCCACCGGAGCACCCACCUCCUAUAUGAGUCAACACAACCACAUGAGUUCACCGACGCCCAAACAGGCGAUGACCUCGUCGGUGAUCUACCAUCAACCUUCGAUGGGUCACCAUUCAUCGCUGUCAUCGUCCACACCCUGGAUGACCAGCAUGCCACCGCAUAGGCUGAGCUACUCGGACCCACAUCUCCAGGAAUCCAUGCACACCUACAGCUUCUCGAGGCCCCAUCACCUCAGCUAUUCGCCUAAUUCUCUGCCAGGCCAUCAGGGUGGACCAAAAACGGGGGGACUAAGGAAACCCUGGCUGCACGAGCUGCUCCAGAAGGAGGUGGUGGUGGCUACCGCAAAGCCCAAGGUUAAGCCCACAAUGCCGGCGACCAAGUAUCUGAUGGGCACCAGUAAGCCGCAUCACCCACUGCCACCAGGGGGCUUUGGCAUCAGUUCCACCCGCUCACCGUUUACCUAUGCACCCGUGACCUUUGUCCCCGGUCCACCCACCAUUGCAGUGCCCACGGUGGCCACCGCUCAGCCAGCGGAGAUCUACAUCACACCCACUCCCCAGACGAGCAGCUCGGGCUUCAGACCCAUGUUGAUGACCAGCACCACCACCUCCACCGUGGGAACCACUCCUUCUUCAACUACUCCCGUAUAUCUGGGAACCAGCUCAACAACGACCAGUAAUCGCCUGCUCAUCCCCCAGACGAGCAAUCUGUCGCAGAGACCCACAGUGGCUCCUGCUCCUCCGCCGAGUGAACCCACCACCGACUCGCUUUUCUCCCACUACAAGCAACCACCGAAACCCCUACUGGGACCCAUGUACCUCAUCAUCGAGGGUCACUCCAAGGUUAAGACCUAUGGCCAAAACGAAUUGGAUCCACAUAGUCCCAAGAUAGUGCCGGUUAUCUCGAAGAGGGAGCCCGUGGUUAGGAUAGCUGAUCCCAACGAGAAGAGGGGAACUGUGGAUUCCUAUCAGGUCAAACAUUUGCACACUAAGACUACUCCGAUGACUACCACAACUACGACUAGCAAACCCACAACCGUGAAACCUUCAACUACUAAAGCUCCCGAAAGAGCUCCUGUCUACAGCACUACCAAUUCUCCGGUUAGCAGUACUAAACCCACAACUAUAAAGACUACUACAACUAAAGUACCUAUAAGUAGUACUACCCCUUCGGUGGCAGAACCUCCAAGUGGUGUCAAUGAUCUGCUGAGUCUACUGGACAAUAUGUUUGCCGAUGCCCACGAGAUCGCCUCGUCCACUGGGUCACCACCUCAAGUGGUUACUUCCACCGCAAGCACCGUGCUGAAGCCAGUUAGUACCAAGUUGAUGGCCCAGCAACCGGAACCGAGGAUUUCCAGCAAGGCGGGGUCCAUAGAGAGUCUCCUCGAGGAGGAUAGUGAAGAUCUGGGGUCACCGAUUUCCACCGAGACACCACCUCGAGCAACGCGUCAGGUCUUUGACUAUGAUCAAUUGCCAGAGUCACGGAUUAAAGACGGGGUCACCGCCAGCGAUAUUAUCGAAUACGCUGAUGAUGAUGAUGAGGAGGAGCUGGGGGAAGAGGAUCAGACCACCGAUGGUCAGCUGGAAGAUGAAGAGGAGAAUGAAGAGGAGGAGGCCGACGAGUCACACAAUUUACUCAAACGAAUCGAUCAAUUUGUGGAUGAUGGGGAUGACGAUUUAGAAGACCUCAUCGAGGGUCUGGACGAAAACGAAGACGAGAUCGAGGAGAGGCGACAGCAGCACUAGCCCAAGAUAAGCAUUUUUCUUAAACUGCGCUCUAUACCAAAUCUAUCAGAAACUUUUUCUCACGCCUAAUACGUUCUUGUACAUAAGUCAGCUUUAAUUGAAUCUGUAUUUAUUUGUUGUUAGUUUGUAGGCCCUGCUGGCGUCACAAUGUGACUGCACUCUAUACCCAAUAUAAUUCGAGCAAAGAGUUUUCGUUGUGUAAUUAAGCAUUAAAUUAUUGAAAUUUUCACUUACGUUUUUUAGUUGUUAAUAAAAAAUUGCAAAUAAAGAGCAAUAAUAAAAAC
This is a messenger RNA of Drosophila takahashii, 2779 nucleotides long. RefSeq names its product mucin-5AC. Lineage: Eukaryota; Metazoa; Arthropoda; Insecta; Diptera; Drosophilidae. The record is from RefSeq and is a predicted model, not a curated record.